Molecule: messenger RNA, 1186 nt
Organism: Paramecium sonneborni
Lineage: Eukaryota; Ciliophora; Oligohymenophorea; Peniculida; Parameciidae
Source: the annotation of a GenBank genome assembly
AAAUGGGUAUGUGUUAAAACAAGCCAGCAGAAUAUCAAUCAAAGAUACCAUAAAUAGAAAGUGAAAUAUUAGAUGAUGAAGAAGCUGAAGAAAAUAUUGGGGAAACUACAGAAAUAUUGAUUGAAAGCGAAAACGGAAAUUCUAAAACUAAACUUACACUUUCUGAUUUUGAACUUAUCAAAGUAAUAGGAAGAGGAUCAUUUGGAAAAGUCCUUCUUGUAAGAAGAAUAACAGAUCAAAAAUUGUAUGCUGUAAAGAUUCUAAGAAAAAAAUUGUUACAAAAAAAGAAAUAAUAAGAAUAAGCACUUUAAGAAAGAAAAAUAAUGACGCUGAUAAAUAGUCCUUUUUCUGUUAAAUUACAUUAUGCUUUUUAAAGUCCAUCUAGACUCUAUAUGGUUAUGGAUUUUAUGAUAGGUGGAGAGCUGUUUCUUCAUCUUAGAAAAAGAUAAAAGUUUAGUGAAGAAUGGACAUAAUUUUAUGCAGCUGAACUUCUUAUUGCUCUUGAUUAAUUGCAUUAAUAAAAAAUUAUAUAUAGAGAUUUAAAACCAGAAAAUAUACUUCUUGAUAAGGAUGGACAUGUUGUUCUUACUGAUUUUGGAUUGUCAAAAUUAGGAUAUGAGAAAAAUGAAAUUACAUUUUCCUUUUGUGGUACACCAGAAUAUGUUGCACCUGAAAUUUUAUAUUGUAAUAUAUCUAAAUUAAUUAUUUAUUAGAAAAAGGACAUAGUUUUGUAGUUGAUUUUUAUAGUUAUGGAGCUUUGAUAUAUGAAAUGCUUAGUGGCGCGCCUCCAUUUUAUUCAAAAAAUAAAAGGGAAAUGUUAAAAAAUAGAUGUGAAAAACCAUUAGAGAUGAAACCAUGCUUUUCACUUUAAGCAUAAUCUUUAUUAAAAGGACUUUUAACAAAAGAUGUAAAAAUAAUUAUUAAUAUAGCCUGCAUUUCGAUUAGGUUCAAAUGGGAUCUAAGAAAUAAAAAAACACAAUUUUUUUAUUGGAAUAGAUUGGUAAUUAGUUGAACAAAGAAAACUAUAACCACCUAUUGUUCCUAAAAUUUAACAUUUAGAAGAUUUAUCAAACUUUGCUCCUGCAUUUUUAUAAUAACCUUUAGUAGAAACUCCAGAUUCUUAAUAGGAUGUUUAUUUCGAAGGAUUUACUUAUUAAUAAGGAAUAUGAAUCGCAAAUGAAGAAAG